This is a messenger RNA of Schistosoma turkestanicum, 714 nucleotides long. Lineage: Eukaryota; Metazoa; Platyhelminthes; Trematoda; Strigeidida; Schistosomatidae. The record is from the annotation of a GenBank genome assembly.
AUGUCUUUAACAUAUUUUAUACUUGCAACAACUUUUCGAAAUGGUUUCAUCUGGAUAGACGCAAGCUUUCUAAAGGCUGGUCAUUACACUGCUCUUCCAGAAUCAUCUGGUCAUUGUGUUUUCUUUAACAUUUGCUUCGUUUUGGGCAGACCAGGUGCUGGAAAAGGUACAGUGUGCCAGCAGAUUGUGCAAGAAUAUGGAUUUGUGCAUUUAUCUGCUGGCGAAUUACUUCGACAAGCUCGUGACUCAUCAGACUCUGAAUUUGCUAGUAAAAUACAAGAACAUAUGAAAAAUGGGACAAUAGUACCAGCUAGAAUUACCUGUGGUUUAUUAUACCAAGCAAUGAAAAAAAAUUAUCAAACUGCAAAUUGUACAAAUUUUCUUGUGGAUGGUUUUCCACGUAAUGAUGAUAAUCGUUUAUGUUGGGAAGAAGAUUUAGGUGUACAUACAAUAUUGAAACGUGUCAUUGUCUUAGAUUGUCCAGAUGAUGUUUGUAUUCAGCGUUGCCUUGGACGACAGUCGAAUCGAAUAGACGAUAAUGAAGAAACAUUAAAACAUCGCAUAAAGCAGUUCCAAGAACAAUGUAUGCCGGUGAUUCAUUUCUAUGAAGCCAAAAAUUUAGUAACCAGAAUUAAUGCAAAUAAGUCUAUACCUGAGGUAUGUGAACAAGUUCGACACAUGAUGAAAACGCUGAAUAUCAACAGUUGUAAAUGA